GCACAGUUCAAUUCGUGGUGUAACAUGCGGUCAGACUGCGCCAUCCUUCGGCCGGAUUCGGUACCGCCCCGGUUCUCAUUGGAUAACGGAAGAUGACGAGUUUGUGCGGGAAGCUUUGAUCCAUGUGGGUGGUCCAGCCGGAUAAAAGUGUCGCUUCAUUCACAAACACCACUAGCCUGUUAAUUAAAUGAACAGACACGCAUUUAUUGAGUUAGUUGUUUUUUUUUUGGAAACAUUAGUGCAGACGCCUUCACUACAUGUUACACCAGAAGCUGGAUAAAAUGUACUCCUGAAGGGGUUUUCAGCGCCUGCAGUGUCGUGAUGAUUUUAAGAAAAGAAAAAAAAGCGCACACAUUGCAUGUACUACCAUAACAAGCUACGAGGGAAAUAUCUGCCACAGUGCUUAUAGAAGGGCAGCAUAAGGCAAAUCCCCUCGGCGACCACCCACACACUCCGGAGGAGUCUGCUGGGAGAAGGAGCUGAAGCGGAGGUGGGAGGAGGACGCCAUUGCAGCCGCAGCUGGCCGCCUGUGAAUCGGCUCAGACGUUACCACACUUCACGGUGUUCAGGAUCCUUCAAGAGGUUUUUUCGGGCUCAGCUCUCGGUUGGUGGAUGAUAGUGUAUAAAAAGACAAGUACGAUGGACGUUUUGUCACCGCGGAGGAGAAAAUGUGGAGCCACGGAGCCGAGCCAAAGCAGCAGUCUUCUAUCAUUCCUUCACCUGUCCAGUGGCCCAAUCUUUCACCAUGAACACCAGUAGGAAUUGCACCGCGGUGGGGAAUGGUGAGGGUCUGGCUGCCCUGGAGUCAGUCUCCAUUGUGACCAUCACGCUCCUCGCCUGCCUGGGGAACUUCUUGAUUGUGGCCACCCUCUAUCGCAGGCCUUAUCUGCUCACACCCAGCAACAAGUUUGUGUUCAGCCUGACCCUUUCCAACCUGCUGCUGUCCAUGCUGGUGCUGCCGUUCGUGGCCGUGAGCUCGGCAAAGAGAGAAUGGGUGUUUGGGGUGGUGUGGUGCAACUUCACCGCCCUGCUCUACUUGCUCAUCAGCUCUGCCAGCAUGCUCACCCUUGGAGCUAUCGCCAUUGACAGGUACUACGCAGUACUGUACCCAAUGAUUUACCCCAUGAAGAUCACAGGAAACCGGGCGGUCGUGGUCAUCGCCUAUGUGUGGUUACACUCUUUGGUUGGCUGUCUGCCUCCUCUGUUUGGCUGGUCCUCCUUCGAGUUUGACUGCUUCAAGUGGACCUGUGUUGCGUCUUGGCACAGAGAGCCGAGCUACACAGCCUUUUGGGUCACCUGGUGCAUCCUCCCCCCCCUUUUCAUCAUGCUGGCCUGUUACGGUGUCAUUUUCCGCGUUGCCCGCAUGAAAGCUCGUAAAGUACACUGUGGAACUGUUGUUGUGGCGCAGGAUGACUCCACUGGAGCCCAGAGGAAUGGACGUAAGAACUCAAGCACCUCAACUUCCUCUAAUGGGAGCCGGCGGAGCCUUGUGUACGCAGGGAGCCAGUGCAAAGCAUUCAUCACCAUAUUAGUGGUGAUAGGCACCUUCCUCAUGACCUGGGGGCCGUAUAUAGGCGUGGUGUGUACCGAAGCUUUGUGGGGACAGGGGAGUGUUUCCCAGGGGCUGGAGACUCUCGUAGCAUGGCUUUCCUUCUGCAGCGCAGUGUGCCACCCACUCAUCUAUGGUCUGUGGAACAAAACGGUGAGGAAGGAGCUACUGGGGAUGUGCUUUGGAGACCGCUACUACAGAGAGUCGUUUGCCACUCGGCAAAGGACGUCCAGACUCUUCAGCAUCUCCAACAGAAUCACAGACUUGGGUAUGUCCCCACACCUGACUGCCAUGCUGGCGGGUGGAGGGCAUCUGUUAGCCCCUGGGAGCAGCACAGGAGAUACUGGCUUCAGUUUCACUCAGGACUCAGGCACAGACGUGAUGCUGCUGGAUAACUUCUCCAUUGACGGCUCCUCCCACCAACAGCAGCAAGGGAAUCCGUCCGGGAAGAGGAGGAGCUCGGUCACCUUUGAAGACCAGGUGGAGCAUUCCAAAGCUGAAAACACCAACACAUCCUCAGUCCAAGUCCACGCAGAGGUACACAAAUCUCUUGACACUUUUGCCUCUUGCCUGGCAAAGGCUAUAGAGAGUGACGCUAAGCUCACUCUGUUUGGGGAGGGUCUGGCUCUGCCGGGGGGGCUGUUUACGAUGAGGGCAGCACCGAGACCCAGAUACCUAGACGGUCAGAGACUGAGGCUAGAGAGUAUCGAUGAAGGGAUCGUCAAAGACGACAGAGAUGAAGAAGAGCAGGACGUGGAGGAGAAACCAGCCUGAACACAGCUGGUCCGGUACCUUGAUGGACAUGCUUAGACCAUACUCAGUUUAUCAUUAGUGGACUGUAAGGGUUUCACACCCUUAACACUUUUAUAUGUGACCUCUCAGAGUGGAGCUUGUCCUGCUCUGUGGUACAGAUUAUGAAGUCUCGCUAUACAUAGGUACCCCAUACUUGAAAUUAUUAGGAAACAGGAGGAGGCACAUUAUUCAUUCCACUAUGUCGGACCACAUCAGUGUCUUUGCAAGCUUUUGUACGGAUUAAUGUAAUUAAAUAGGAAGCCUUAACUACUGUAACCUGUCUGAUUGUUGUAUUAAGAUGUUUACUACUAUAUAUUAUUGUUAUUGUAUGUCCUCAGAAAUAACAAGAAAACAUGCCUCUUUAGGGCUGGGCAGUAUGGAAGAAUACAGUCAUUUCUAUCCUCCAAAGGACUCGCAACAGUGUUAUCAGAUCUCUUUAAAACUUAUUCUUAAUUUCAUUAAGAAAAGUAUGUUUGAUUCUCUCGUUCAGGUACAGAUGAAGAGCCAAUUUGUGCUUGUACUGCACAUCAAUGGUCCACAUACACUGUUGUUUCCACUUAUUGUGCCUGAUUGGGAUAGACCUCUUUACCAAACUCUGUGGGUGUGUACAGAGUGUACUUGAUUCACACUCUGUGCCCUUUAAUGACAGCCAGUUUUGUACUUGAGUCAGUCUUACUGGUCCAUUAUGACCUCAGGUAGUUCCCAGUAUUGCUUCAUCCUCCUUUAUCCUGAUGCUGCAUUCACAUCACGUUGGAUGGAUGGGAAAAACUGUGUACAACUUGCAGGCGUUCACAUCAUCAGACCACUAAAGUGGUCAAAAUAAGUGCCAACACCUGUGCAUGUGUGCAGGCCUUUAACUUAAUAAUGAAUAUAUUUUAAAAGUUUGUGAGUCCUUUGGGAGAUAACAGUAAGCUUGUUUUUUGUUUGAACUGGGAACGCGGACAAGGUAGAUUUGUCUUUUUUAAAGCUUAAUGAAAAGUUAGUCAGAAAAUAACAGGUGUAAACUUGAAUGGCACUCAGAGUAUAUCCCUUUUUCCAAGGCAAAAUAUUAAUGAAAAUGUCAAAAAAUUCCUUGAUCUGCACCAAACUUUGGUGGGUUCUUCCCUUGCCCAUCCCUCCACCGAAUGUGGUGCAAAUCGGUUCUGUAAUUUUUGCGUAAUCCUGCUGACAAAUAAACAAAAAAACAUACACGGGUGAAAACACAACCUCCUUGGUGGAGGUAAUAAAAUGAACGACUUACGGCGACACUAGAACAAAGCCAUUGUACUUAACUACACCUUUGCUUUUCCUACUACGACAUGUCUAAAUGUCUGCCACUCAGAUGGAUUGAAAACACUAAACUAUAGGGCUUCAAUUAAUGGUUAUUCUCAUUAUCAAUCAAUCUGCAAAUUAUUGGCAAGAUUACUUGAUUUUUCAUUUUGUCUCUAAAAUUUCAGAAAACAGGUUUAAAUGCCUGUUAGAAUGUCCCACAGCCCAAUAUGACGUCUUCAAAUGUCUUUUUGUCUGACCAUUAGUCCCUAACCGAAAGAUAUUCAGUUUAUUAUCAAGUACGACAAAGAAAGCAUCAAAUCUUCGACCCUGAAGAGCUGGAACCAUUGACUUUUUGAUAUUUUUGCUCAGAUAAUGACAAAUGACUAGUCUUAUCAAAAUAGUUGACGAUUAAUUUUCUGUCAAUCAAAAAUUGAUUAAUUGACUAAUCAUUACAGUUCCACUAAAUUGGCUGUAGGUGUAAAUACAUAGGAAUGAAUAAAAAUCAAUUGGUAUAUGAAACAGACAGAAUUUCACGAUUGACUUGUGUAUUGAGAUCCAUGAAAGUUAUUACAGCGAUACAGUAUAUCUAUGUAUGGCCCAGCCCUGAGCUUCACCGUAUGAACAGAAUCUGUGGGCCAACAUUUGUAGUAUUAGUAAGAUACAUAAAGAGUGAGGUGUGUUUCUCAUUGUGUAGGUACCUGGAAUAACAACAGGUAUAUUAGAAACGGACAGUUCUGACAUUUCAUGAUAUUCUGCUACAGACGACUGUGGACAUGCACAGUAAUUGCACUUGAACAUAGCGUGUGUACUUGUUCUCACAGAAACCACUGUCGUUUUAUUUCAGAGAAAUGCGACCCAUCAGAGGCAAAGCAGUAUAAUAGCAGUGGUGUAGUGAAGACCAAAAACAAGCUCAUGAAUUAAUGAAGUCCAAAAUUAGUCAUUUGGACAGUAGAUUGGUCAGUAUAUUAAUGAAAAUGCAGUAGAAAGGGCCCGCAUUCUGUAAUAUUGAGCACAUAAUGGGCAGUGCAAAGCAACAAUGUCAGAAAUAAAUUACUGCACGUUGCUAUAUUGGUUACUGAAAGUCAGCUCACUGAAAAAGAUUGUGUUCAGUGUCGAAUCUGUCGUAAGGAAAAAAAAACUGGUCUUUAACUACAAAACUUAAUCUUAUUAAUUUGGUGGUACAUGUUGGUUUACCUCAGUUUAUACACUCCAUCGUUUCCAUUACUAUUAUAAAAGGAACUGUGAGAUUUAUAAUUAGUAGAGCACAAUUCUGGUGCUUCAGUCUUACCUCGUAUUUUCAUAUGUUUGAACAGGUAC
This is a messenger RNA of Xiphias gladius (swordfish), 4909 nucleotides long. It is a transcript of the gene gpr161b, whose product is annotated as G protein-coupled receptor 161a. Gene Ontology annotation, cellular component: recycling endosome; membrane. Lineage: Eukaryota; Metazoa; Chordata; Actinopteri; Istiophoriformes; Xiphiidae. The transcript is spliced from 6 exons. Gene Ontology annotation, molecular function: G protein-coupled receptor activity. The record is from RefSeq and is a predicted model, not a curated record. The coding region runs from base 746 to 2323 and encodes 525 amino acids. Gene Ontology annotation, biological process: G protein-coupled receptor signaling pathway.